AGUGACAAUGCUGAGGUGGGGGAGCAGUGAUGUGUGAUGCGCAGCAAAGCAACAGAGUGGUUCACUCUUCUCGUCUGUUGUGCUUCUUCAUGCUUCGGUUUUCGCAGAUUUGUGUUCUCUAGCAUUUGUUCGCACUUGGUUUCCUUCAAUCGGCUAUUGUUUGCAUUGCUUCCCAUCGAAACAUAGAAUGUCGUCCGGACGCACUUUCAAGCUCGCCACAGGCUAUACCAUUCCAGCUGUGGGCCUGGGUACCUGGCAAUCAAAACCAAAAGAGGUAGCCCGCGCCGUCGAGGAGGCUCUGAAAUUGGGCUACCGCCACAUCGACGCGGCCGCCACCUACGACAACGAGGAGGAGGUUGGCGCUGGUAUCAAAGCCUCGGGCGUCCCGCGCUCAGAAAUCUUUCUGACAUCCAAGCUCUGGAACACUCACCACAAGGCUGAGGAUGUGGAAGAGGCCGUCGACGAGUCCCUCAGGGAUCUGCAGACAGACUACCUCGAUCUGUACCUGAUCCAUUGGCCCGUGGCCUUCCAAAAACCCGAGACACCCAGGGCCCGUGCGGCGAUCGAUCCCAAGGAUGGCGGCGUUCAUGUGAUCGAUGUUCCGGUGGAGGAGACGUGGCGCGCUAUGGAGAGGAUGGUUGAAAAGGGCAAGAUCAGGACCAUUGGCCUCAGCAACUUCACGCGAGAGCGCAUCGAGGAGGUCCUCAGCUUCGCCAAAAUCAAGCCCGCCGUCCUCCAGAUCGAAGCGCACCCCUACUUCCAACAGCCGGCCCUCCUGGACUGGUGCAAGAAGAACGACAUUCUAGUAACGGCCUAUUCACCCUCGGGCAACAACGUCUAUGGAUUCCCCAAGACAAUCGACGACCCGACGGUGAUCCAAAUCGCCAAGGACCUGGGCAAGACACCCGCUCAGGUGCUCAUUCAGUGGGGUGUACAGCGCGGCACUGUCGUGCUGCCCAAGAGCGUCACUCCGUCGCGCAUCGCAGAGAACUUUGUGGAUUUCGAGAUCCCAGAGAAGGCAAUGCAGCAAAUCUUUGCUCUCGACAGGAAUACACGGUAUAACUUCCCUGCGAGAUUGGGUGUCAAUGUCUUUGGGGAGAAGACGGAGGAGGAGCUGAAGAAGGGCAGGGCGGACUGGAUCGCCGCGCAAAAGAAGUGAGGCAGUGAGCGGUACAGCAAGAUAUUUUUGGAAGCCAGAUAGAGAGUUUGGCGUUAGAUUUGUAGCCCCUGAGUAUUUGUGGCUUGCCAUGCUCGUACUGCUUGUCUGUAUAUGUAUCUCGUAGCCACCUGACCCGAUCCAACGCCACUGGACAAAUGCGACAACACCGCAACUUCGUGGUGAAGAAAGUUGUUUCGCACUUGCAGACGAACAAAGCUCCUGCAUUCUAUAUGUAAUCGUUCAUCUUAUUUGAAGAGAAUCCAGCCACACAUGCCGAAGUCGGCGCAGUCCUAGGUCCAUUGGCGGCCCCUCAUACGUGCGCCUCUCCUCUUCCACGCGAUCGCCGUCA
Emericellopsis atlantica is the source of this 1508-nucleotide messenger RNA. RefSeq names its product aldehyde reductase. Gene Ontology annotation, cellular component: cytosol. Gene Ontology annotation, molecular function: aldose reductase (NADPH) activity. Bases 188 to 1159 code for a protein of 323 amino acids. Lineage: Eukaryota; Fungi; Ascomycota; Sordariomycetes; Hypocreales; Bionectriaceae. The record is from RefSeq and is a predicted model, not a curated record. The transcript has 3 exons.